Messenger RNA from Microbotryum saponariae, 1597 nucleotides. NCBI's taxonomy places the organism in Eukaryota, Fungi, Basidiomycota, Microbotryomycetes, Microbotryales, Microbotryaceae. The record is from the annotation of a GenBank genome assembly.
AUGUCGAGCGAGUACACCACCUCUUCGCUCUACGUAUUCGUAUUCUGACCUCGAGCUCAUCCUCACCCACGCUACGCGCUUGCACAGUACUAGUCACCCACCCCGACGGAUCACCGCGGCCACGUCUACCCCCGAGUCCAGUCGGUGACUCACCAAACAACCUCAGCAACCCCAGCGACCCCAGCAACCGCGAUCCAAGACCCAUCAUAUGGUUCGACAUCGAUAACUGUCUCUGUAAGUCUACUCACACGCCGCAGAUGUGCCAGUCGGGACUCGGGACUGACUGACUUGCCCUCACCGUCGACGGUGCAGACUCCAAGGAUGCCGGCGUCGACGAUCUGAUGAAGGAGAAGAUCGAGAGUCAGUCUCAGGCCUGAUGUCGAGCUCAACUAGCCCCAACUCCUGCGCUGAUCCGCUCGAGCUUGACCGGCUGCCACAGACUACUUUGAGAAGAUCGGCAUUCCCUCGGACGAGUCGAGGAUACUCCGACACGUGCGUCACUCGACCGACCCCCACUUCCCACUCGAGCCCCUCGGUCGUACGCUUACUAGUCACCAGCUUCCCGAUUCCACACUCACAGCGAUACUACACCGAGUAUGGACUCGCCAUAAGAGGGUUGGUCCGGCACCACAAAGUUGAUCGUGCGUACACACCUUUGUAGCUCGUCUUGCGAAGAUUCUGAUCUGUUCUGCUCUUCACCUGCUCAGCGCUCGAUUACGAUGCGCAAUGCGACGCCGCGCUGCCACUGGAAAACGUUCUUAAACCGGAUCCAGAACGGCAGCAUCUGUUGCACGAUAUUGAUCGGUCCAGAUUCAGGGUGUGGGCGCUCACAAACGGUAGUCCGCUUCUGCUGCACUUGCUGAGCAGUUCGUGGCCUGGAGAGCUGAUCGCACGUGUCGUUUGCAUCGCAUAACCUUUCUCUGAUUAGCCUAUGUCAACGUAAGCAAACAGUUCUUCUUUCACUACUGAUAUCACCCGGCCAUACUGAACUCCUCUCCACGCCGCCCUCCUCAGCACGCCACAAGGGUUUUGCGCCUGCUCGGCCUCGCCGAAUAUUUCGAAGGCGUCAUCUCGUGCGACUACACCGCCACUGCCGGCACCUUCUCCUGUAAACCCGAACCCGGUUGAGUCUUCUCCCACGUCGUACCUCAAGUCGGGACCGUCCCAUGACUGACGCUUUCAUUUGGUGACCUCUGGCUUAAACAGCUUACUACAGAGAAGCUCUGGCCGCCGCGAACGCGACGCCGGACCAAUGCUACUUCGUCGAUGACUCGGCGCUGAAUAUCAAAGGUGCUCAUGCGCUGGGGUGGGGCAAGUGUGUGUUGUUCGAUGAACAUGGUGAUCAGAGGCCGAAAUUAGGCGGGAUCGAUGAGCAAGCAACAUCAACGACGCCGACAGAUACGGGGUCUGACUUCCAAACGAGCGAGGAGGUUAGGGUGGUUGGCAGGUUUACAGGUUAGCAAAAGCCCUGCAGUUCCGAUGAACAUUUUUUUGGCCUGGUAAAGAGUAACCGAUGCUGAAACCCUUUGCCCCCCGUUCUUUGUUUUCAGAUCUGCGACAGGUCUGGAAGGAGGUUUUCGUGCAAGGUUCGGGUUGA